AUGGGGGGGCCCCCCAGGGGCCCCCCCGCGCCCCUCUUGAGGAGCGUCAGGGGCCAUUUAGGGGGCCCCCACAGAAGUACCCUCUUUGGGGGCCCCCCCAUGAGGUUCCUCCGGGAGGCCCUGAAGGAGCCCCCAGCAGUACCCUCUUUGGGGGCCCCUAGAGACUCUCUUGCGGGGACCUUAGGGGGCCCCCAAGGGGCCCCCUUGCCCCCGAGGGGGGCCCUGAAGAGGGGCCCCCAGAGGCAACUAGGGGCCCCGGGGGCCCCUGGGGAGACCCUUCUGGGGGCCUUCCUGAAGGCCCCUUUGGAGGGCCCCCUGGGGGCCCCCCUGGGGUCUUUGGGGGCCCCUUUAGGGCCCCCAAGGGCCCCCCGGGCUGUGGGCGCUUUUAGAUCUAUUGGGUUCUGGAGGCGACGCGAGGCUGAGCUGCUGCUGCUGCUGCAGCAGCAGCAGCAAGAAGCAGCAAAGCAGCUGGCAGCAGGGUCCCUCUGGCACAUUUGGAACCCCCCAGGAGUUGUCUUCACUUCCCGCAGGUAA
Molecule: messenger RNA, 534 nt
Organism: Eimeria tenella
Lineage: Eukaryota; Apicomplexa; Conoidasida; Eucoccidiorida; Eimeriidae
Exons: 1
Coding region: 1-534 (177 amino acids)
Source: RefSeq, a predicted model, not a curated record